AUGUCUUUCUGUGAUAUUGAUUACGAUGGCUUUCGGCGUUUUCUUGAUGCUUUUCUUGAUUGUGAAACACCCAUAGAAUUGGCGCAACAUUUAUUUGUAUCAUUUCUUAAGGCCAAUGUUAAUAAUGGACAACAGGGCAAGACACUCAAUCAAAUGGCAGCCAUUAGUAGUACGGCUGCCUGUGCUCCUGUUACGGCGCAUACAAAAGGUUCUUUAGCGAAUAUAAAUAGUAUUGUAGAAAUAUCACCCAGUAGUGGUGCGGAAACCACAACAAAUGUUCGUAGCAGUUUUGUGGAUAAAUUACAUCAUGGCAUUACGGAUAAACUACAUUCGUUAAGUGGUCAUUUAACACAUGAUGCUAGUAAAACAGGCUGCGUACAUCCAAUGGUUACUGUUACACCCAGUCCCAUGGCUGCAUUUCAAAAUCCCACAACAACGACUACAACAAAUGCAUCAAUAGCGAAUAAUAACAAUGCAAACGGUCAGAAUGUUGGUGGUGUUGGUGGCUCAACAUUUGCCACAACAAAUGCUCGUUGCUCCACCGACUCAAGUCCUUCACAUUCACAAACCAAUCAUUCCCAAAUGUCACGCAACUCAUCCAAAAAGAGUAACAAUUCGGUUAAUUGUAAAAUAGAUGCGGAUAUUAAAUUAUUAACACGCAAACUUUCACAUUUUGAUCCCUUAACAUUAAAAGUGUCCCUUAAGGAUGUGGUAUGUUAUUUAUCAUUGUUAGAAGCUGGACGGCCAGAGGACAAAUUAGAGUUCAUGUUCCGUUUGUAUGACACGGAUGGCAAUGGUGUUUUGGAUACGGCUGAAAUGGAUGCUAUUGUUAAUCAAAUGAUGGCUGUUGCUGAAUAUUUAGGCUGGGAUGUUAGUGAAUUACGACCGAUACUUCAAGAUAUGAUGGUAGAAAUUGACUAUGAUGCCGAUGGCACUGUUUCCUUAGAAGAAUGGCAACGUGGCGGCAUGACAACGAUACCUUUACUAGUACUAUUAGGUGUCGAUAGUACUGCUUUAAAGGAGGAUGGCAUACAUGUCUGGCGUUUGAAACAUUUUAAAAAACCUGCAUAUUGUAAUCUUUGCCUAAAUAUGUUGGUGGGUUUGGGCAAAAAAGGUCUCUGCUGUGUAUUAUGCAAGUAUACAGUACAUGAGCGUUGCGUUCAACAUGCUCCAGCAUCUUGUAUAACAACAUAUGUCAAAUCGAAAAAGGUCAAGGGCGGCGGUGAUCUACUGCAUCAUUGGGUGGAAGGCAACUGUUAUGGUCGUUGUUCGAAAUGUCGUAAACGUAUUAAAGCGUAUCAUGGCAUUACAGGACUUACGUGUCGUUGGUGUCACAUGAUGCUUCACAAUCGUUGUGCCUCAUCGGUGAAGAAAGAAUGUACUUUAGGUGAAUUUGCCGAAUUAAUUGUGCCUCCAACAGCCAUCUGUCCAGCGGUAUUGGAUCGUCAGCGUUCAGUUAAUCAAGCAAAUAAGAAAUCAUCUACAUCCCAAACACAUCAUCAACAGGCUACACAUUUUCAAAUGACACCACCAAAUGAAACCAGUUGUCCUCUGUUGGUGUUUGUUAAUCCCAAAAGUGGUGGUCGACAAGGUGAUCGCAUUUUACGUAAAUUCCAAUACAUGCUUAAUCCACGUCAGGUCUAUGAUUUAUCAAAAGGUGGUCCCAAAGAAGGUCUGACAUUAUUUAAGGAUUUACCAAAUUUUAAAGUUAUUUGUUGUGGUGGUGAUGGCACUGUCGGUUGGGUAUUAGAGGCCAUGGACUCUAUAGAAUUUGCCACACAACCAGCAAUUGGUGUGAUACCACUGGGUACUGGCAACGAUUUGGCACGUUGCUUACGUUGGGGUGGCGGCUAUGAGGGUGAAAAUAUACCAAAAUUAAUGGAUAAAAUUAAACGUUCCAGUGUUGUGAUGCUGGAUAGAUGGAGCAUAGAAGUGACAAAUAAUCCCAUGUAUGAUGAUAUACCAAAACCAAAGGUGACAUUACACUCAAACAUGCAAAAAGUAUUUGAAUUGUCGCAAAGUGUUGUGGUUGAAAAAUCCUUUAUGGAAAAAUAUGAAGAAGAAGAAAUUCAUCGUAGCAGCAGUUGUAAUACAAAUCUAUGUCAGCAUGACUUUACAACAAUGCAACAACAAGAAUUUAACGAUGGUGAUGAUAAAGAUGUUGCAAUGACAGGACACAAGAUCUCGCAAGAGUUAAGUGAGAAACAGCAGCAGCAAAUUAAAUCAUCAAUGUAUCGAGCAACAACAACAGCAACAACCACAUCAACAGCCUCAUGUAAGACAACAACAAAAAGCAUAUCAAUGUCUACAUUUGAAAUUAAACGUUUACAACAGAACAUGAGACAGGACACUAUGAUUAGUUAUUGUAGUAGUCCAACAACAUCAAACAGUAGCACACAAAGUACCUUAGCAAGACGUCAGGAUGAAGAGAAACAACCGCAGCAGCAGCAUGAAGGAGAAUCAAUAUCAACGUCAUUGCCAGCAGAGAAAAGCAAUUUAACAAAUAACGAUGACGGUGAUGAUGCAUGUCGAGACCAACAUCAACAUAUUGUUACAAAUACUAAUAACAUCUAUGAUAAAGAUAAUAACGAUAAUCAAUUUAAUCAUCAACAUAAUAAUCCGGAUAAUAAUCAGAAUAUUACUUCUGCUGCUACUAAUGAUAAUGAUGAUAAUAAUGUUGUUGCUGCUAAUAAUGAUUAUAAUGAGAGUAUUGUAAUUAUUGACAGUGAUGAAAAAAUUAAUGCAAACCAAUCAAAUGUUAAAACAACUACGACGCCCAAACAUAAAACAUUCAAUUUCAAUGGAAAUUUAACGCUCUACAAUACUAAAAGUUAUAAUGAUGAUAAUGAAAACAACAAGCAGUCCAUAGAACAGUCUGAAAAUGGCAAUAAAAAUGAUGCAUUUGUAAUAACAGAAAAUGAAAAUCUAUCUACACCUACUCAGCAAAAAGCUGCAGCUGAUUGUGCUGCAACUUUGUCGGAACAGCAACGUUCUCCCACACCCGUGCCAACGCCUACACCAACAGCCUCAGAAACUAAAACAUUUAACAUUCCUGUACAAAAGCCUCUUAAAAGUCAAGCAGAAAAGGACUGUACUGUGCCCUACAACAUUAUCAAUAAUUAUUUUUCUGUGGGAGUGGAUGCCGCAAUUUGUGUUAAAUUUCAUUUGGAACGUGAAAAGAAUCCGCAUAAAUUUAAUAGUCGCAUGAAAAAUAAACUUUGGUAUUUUGAAUAUGCAACAUCGGAAACAUUUGCCGCAUCUUGCAAAAAUCUACACGAACAUAUAGAAAUUGUUUGUGAUGGCGUUUCUUUAGAUUUAGUCAAUGGACCACAUUUACAAGGUGUGGCUCUACUCAACAUUCCUUAUACCCAUGGCGGUUCAAACUUAUGGGGUGAGCAUUUAUCGCAAAAACGUAUACGCAAAAGUGCGGGUCCCUUUCGUAAGGGUAAAAAGUUAAAAUCCUCUGAUAAGGAACUAUCAGCCACUAGUUUUAAUUCGGUAGAUUUAUCGGUCGCUACACAAGAUUUUGGCGAUCGUUUAAUUGAAGUUAUAGGCCUUGAAAAUUGUUUACACAUGGGUCAGGUGCGUACGGGUUUACGAGCGUCAGGCCGUCGUUUGGCUCAGUGUAGUGAAGUGAUUAUAAAAACUCGCAAAACAUUUCCCAUGCAAAUCGAUGGUGAACCUUGGAUGCAACAACCUUGCACGAUCAAAGUCACACAUAAAAAUCAAGUUCCUAUGUUAAUGGCACCACGCUCCGAAAAGGGAAAAGGUUUCUUUAACAUGCUGUGCAGUUGAUUUAGGCGCAGCGUUUCAACAAGUUCCAUAUUGCGGCGUGAACAUUUUACAACAACAAUUACUACACCAACACAUUAUACAGAAACCACCGUCCAAAAUAAAGAAUAAAUUAAAUAGCUUUACAAAAUAAAUAUUUAUUAAAAAAAAAAACACUUUAUAUUAUUAAAAAAAAUUUAUU
This is a messenger RNA of Lucilia cuprina (Australian sheep blowfly), 3973 nucleotides long. RefSeq names its product diacylglycerol kinase 1 (gene Dgk). NCBI's taxonomy places the organism in Eukaryota, Metazoa, Arthropoda, Insecta, Diptera, Calliphoridae. Gene Ontology annotation, cellular component: plasma membrane. The transcript is spliced from 18 exons. Bases 1 to 3795 code for a protein of 1264 amino acids. The record is from RefSeq and is a predicted model, not a curated record. Gene Ontology annotation, molecular function: ATP-dependent diacylglycerol kinase activity; calcium ion binding. Gene Ontology annotation, biological process: intracellular signal transduction; lipid phosphorylation; diacylglycerol metabolic process.